GUGGGCACUGAAUAAUCCACGAGUCCAAACAACGAGCGUUUGAGUCGGUUUGACAAAGAUAAGUAUUAACCACCAGAGCUAGUGGAAAUAUGGAAUAGCCACUUCCCUUCGCGUGCGUACCAGACGCAAGAAACCGAGGAAGCAAAGCGAGGGGAGCUACCAAUUUAGUAGCAAAAAUGACCGAAAAGAUGAAGAAUCCUUCGCCUUCAAGGAAAAGGCAGGCCCCACAGUCAGGGGAUACGUCUGUUAUAGUAUAUGCGGCACAGUGUGGGGAGUGCUUUAAAUGGAGGGUGAUACCUACCCAAGAAGAGUUUGAGGACAUGAGGAGUAGAUUUAUUGAGGACCCAUUUUUCUGCAACAAGAUAGCAGAUGUUUGUUGUGAUGAUCCGGCUGAUAUUGAAUAUAAUGAUACUAGAAUCUGGGUCAUCGACAAGCCAAACCUCCCAAAGACCCCGGCUGGUUUUCAGAGGAAGUUAGUGCUCCGAAGAGAUUUCUCCAAAAUGGAUGCAUACUAUGUUACUCCUGCUGGAACGAGAAUGAGAUCCUCAACCCAGGUAGCACCAUUUCUAGAAGCGAAUCCACAAUGUGAAGGUUUAUCGGUUUCAGACUUCGCUUUUGCUGUUCCUAAGGUGAUGGAGGACACUAUUCCGGGGAAGUUUGGAAAGGGCCUAUCCAGCGCAAACAAAAAGAUUAAAGCAUUGACGGAGGGAGAUGACUAUGUCUGAGAAUUUCGGCCUAUUGUUUUGGUUGGAGCAUGGAAUUCCUAGAAAGAGUUUAAGCUUGGAUUUUUCCAGUUUUCUGGUAUUUAAAGUAGAAAAUGAACUCUUUCCUCUUUUUUCCCCUUUCUGCUGAGAGGAAGAAAUGAACUAUCUUGUUAGCAAAUAGCAAUUAUUUCCCAGUUGUAACAUAUGGAGAAGUGGUAAACCCUUUAUAUCAUUCUAUAUAUCUUCUGUGAUGUCUGCAUUCUCCA
Messenger RNA from Rhododendron vialii, 970 nucleotides. Its product is annotated as methyl-CpG-binding domain-containing protein 4-like. Lineage: Eukaryota; Viridiplantae; Streptophyta; Magnoliopsida; Ericales; Ericaceae. Gene Ontology annotation, molecular function: DNA binding; zinc ion binding. The transcript is spliced from 2 exons. Bases 177 to 725 code for a protein of 182 amino acids. The record is from RefSeq and is a predicted model, not a curated record.